This is a messenger RNA of Monosiga brevicollis MX1, 504 nucleotides long. RefSeq lists its product as uncharacterized. Lineage: Eukaryota; Choanoflagellata; Craspedida; Salpingoecidae. The record is from RefSeq and is a predicted model, not a curated record. The annotation marks the transcript as partial. Gene Ontology annotation, biological process: mannosyl-inositol phosphorylceramide biosynthetic process. The transcript has a single exon. Gene Ontology annotation, molecular function: mannosyltransferase activity.
GUGCCCUGUUGGAUUCAUCAAACCUACAAAGACUACGGCUCCAUCCCAAACCGCUGGCGCAAGAGUGCGCAGUCGUGGCAGCGCUUGCACAACCACUCAGCCUGUCGCUACGUUUUCUGGAGUGAUACCCGUCUGCACCGACUCGUGGCCACGCAUUAUCCAUCACUGUUAGCCACCUUUGAAGGGUAUCCACGCGUGAUCCAGCGCGUCGAUGCCGCUCGUUAUAUGAUUCUGCAUCGUUAUGGUGGCAUUUACGUGGAUCUUGACAUCGUGGCUACGGCACGUCACGACCCUCUCCUGGAACGAGCUCGUGGUCGCAUGCUCUUCAACCAGGGCAUGACGGCGGGCGUCUCCAAUGACAUGAUGCUGGCACCACCCGGACACCCAUUUUUGGCCUUUCUGUUGGAACGCCUUAGGCCCCACGCUCGGGAUUAUCUUGUUCCGUACCUUACAACGCUUCUCUCGGCGGGAUCUCUAUUCUGCACGGCCAGCCUGGCCGCCUAC